ACGGGAAUCGCGGACCAAGCGACGACGAGAAGGAACCGGCCGGCGAGCAGAAAGAGGCGACGAGUGCUUGGCGUACGGUUUGUGUGGUGCGCGCUACCGAUAGACAAGCUCCUACGGAGUGUACGCGAUCGAGGCUUCUUGGGGAAAGAGAAAAACGAGCGACGCGCAGGAGUGACUUGGCGAGCAGCUCCGAAAAGAGAGAAAGAGAAGCACGUUAGCAAGAAUGACGAUGGCAACCGAGACGGAGAACAACGGGCCCGAGAGCAAGGAGAUCAAGGACGUGAAGGAGAUGAAGGAGGCGCUCAAGGACGACGCGCCGCCGGAUAACAAGCAGGAGGAGAAGGACGCGGCGAAGAAGGACGAGACGGCCGGCAAGAAGGACGACGACGCCGCCGCCGCGGCCGCUGCCGGCGGCGCGGCCGCGGCGCCGGCGAAGGCCAACGUCGUGCAUCACCCCGACUACGAGAAGGAUGUUGUUUAUCUGUAUCAGUUCCCGCGGACGCCGUUGCUACCGUCCCUGUCCCCCUACGGUCUCAAGGUGGAGACGUGGUUGCGAUUGAACGGCAUCAAAUACGAGAAUGUUGAUCACAAGAUGAAAUUCCGCUCUAAGAAGGGCCAGCUGCCGUUCGUUGAACUGAACGGUGAAGAAAUCGCUGAUAGUACCAUCAUCCUGCGGGAACUGAGCCAGAAAUUCGGCAAGGAUCUUGACGCCGGUCUCACAUCCGAACAGCGAAGCGUCUCCCACGCCAUGAUAUCCAUGAUCGAGAAUCAUCUCGUUUGGGUUGUCGCGUGUUGGCGCACGAAAAAUUUGGAUCAAGUGCUAAAGGGCUACAAGGUCAAUCUGCAGCUUGCCCUAGGAUCACGUAUACCCAACGCGAUUCUGAACUUCUUCUUCAAGCUCACGUUCGGACGCAAGUUGGAUUGGUUACAGGGUGCGAGGAAAGUGAAGGCUCAAGGAAUGGGCGUGCAUAGUCCAGAGGAGGUGUCUCAAUUUGGCUGCACCGAUCUCAAGGUGCUUUCGGACACGCUUGCCGACAAGCCUUUCUUCUUUGGAGACGAGCCGACAACUAUGGACGUGGUAGCGUUCGCGCAUCUCGCUCAAAUCUUGUACAUCGACAAAGACACGCCCUACAGCCUACGAGAUUACAUGGUAGAGAACUGUCCCAACUUGGUCGGCCAUUGCUCGCGCGUCAAGGAACGAUGCUUCCCGGAUUGGGACGAAAUCUGCUCGAGUCUGGAUAUGAACACGCAUCUGCCGAAGCCUGAAAAGCAGGAGGAGAAGGAGGGCAAAGAGGAGGCAAAGGAGUCCAAAGAGUCUAAGGAGGAGAAAGAAGGCGACAAAGAGAAGGCGGAUAAGGAGGAGAAGGAAGUUGAGAAAGACAAGGAGGUUGACGAGAACAAAGAAAAAGAGAAAGACGGCAAAUAAACGGUUUCGUUGUAGAGGGAAGUAAUAAGUGAUUUAAAGGCGAAGAGUCGCAAAGGUGUGCUGGUAAUAAAAAAGAGAGAGAGAGAGAGAAAGAAAGAAAGGGAGAGAGGAAUGGUUGGUGAUGAACAAGAAUGUGCGUAUGCGUAUGCGUGGUUGCGAGAAUGUGACAAUGUUGGAUAUGAGAACGGGAUAGAAAGAGAGCACGAGGAGAGAAGGGAGAUACUGGAAGUGAGAGAAUGUGUGUGUGUAUAUGCAUGUAUGUGUGAGAAAAAGAAAGUGAAAUAGAGAAUGAACGAUAGAGCAAAAGAGAGAAUGCGUGGGUAUACAUGUUUGCGUGUCUGUGAGAAAGAGAGGAAGAAAGCAAGAAAGAGAGAGAGAGAGAGAGAAAGAGAGAAUAAAAUUCUGGAUUAUAGAGCUCUCUACUUAUACGUAUAGAUAUUAAUAGACUCAUAAUGUUAAUACUUCGUUUAUAUACGUUCAAUACGCGUCACGCGUUAUUUCACAUUGACACACUCGAAACACACACGACUGGAGCGACUAUUCUCUUUAACCCACGCCCUUUCUCUGCUCUGCUAAGAACAAACGAAAACGGGGCUAUCUCAUAAGUCAUUAGAAACGUAGGAUUGCAAUAUACGAACUGCAAUAGUCUGACGCAGCUGGGGUCUUUAUCGACAGUGGCCAAAUGCAAUAUAGCGUAUGCUAUAAGAUACAAGUAGUCAUGGAAGAAAAAGAAGAAGCGAAGAUAGAAUCACUCCGAUUCUUGCCUUUCGAAGGCAAAGAGCGUCCUACUUCGCUUCUCUCGAUGAUCCUUGCUGUGUAUAGUUACCUUGCGUUCUGUGCGCAACGUAACGCAAUUUUUUUUCUUUUAGUCUGUAUGUUUUUUUUUAUGUUUAUACGUAUAUCGUGCAUUUUACACUCACGCUCACUGCGUUAUAUGAAGUUUUUAAAAGAUUUUGUUUUUUAAGAGAUUUUUAAUGAUAUAUCAAUGAAAAAUUGUCUAUUAAAAUCAUCUGAGGAGAUACCGUUGCAUCUCAUAGUUGACUCGUCGGCGAUCCGAUACUUUCAUUAUUAAUUACGAUAAUGUUAAUAAUAAUGCGUUAAUAUUAAAAUAAUGAUAAUAUUCAUAAGAAUGACAACAAUAAUAAUGUUAAUAAUGAUAGUAAGAGAACGGAAUACGAUGUCUAUAUGCGAGAACAAAUGUCAGGUCAUCGAUUGUGACUUGAAUCGCUUCUCUCGUGUUCUUUUAAACAAUUGAAUCGGAAGUCGAGUCACGCCAAUUGACCAGCUAGCAACGGAUGUCCUCAGACAGCCUAAUGUAGAAUGCAAAUGGAGUUGACAAGUCGUCGUACGUAGUUCUCGAUAUCCACUCUCUCGUACGGACGCAAUUCCGCUUGCAUUUCAGCAUCAUCAAGCGCGCAUAAUCAAAUUUUACUUCAACGACGAUACUUAUUCCUAUAUAUUUUAUACGAGAAUAAUAGAAUUCUUUUUGCGAUCUUUUCGGGAUGAUAUUUUAGACAUGGGAAUAUAUAAUAGAACCACGAGAAGCGCGAUGGACGGCACAUAUAUUAUUAUUACUAUAUAUUAUUUGUAUAUUAUAUAAAUAUAUCGAUUACGUAGACGCGCGCGAAUGCAGAUCGGAUUUAGAUCGGACAGGAGAAAGAUGCCAUUCGUAUAGCGGAGUCGUAAUAUUUCGUCCCCUCCUUCCUCCCUUCGUCCACCAUCCCUUGUGUUCCCUACAUAUUCUUGUUUAUUUUUUUUCUCUCUCAUAGCAAAGAGGCACAGGUAAUGUUUUGAUCUCUUUUUUCUUUGGUAUUCAAAACACUGUGCUGCCCACGUAUUUUAUUGAUACGAUUUUUCGAACGUGUUAAGAAAUGAUAAUGAAAUUACCCUUGCGUAAUACAAAGUGUCUUUCACGCAUCGAAAAUCGACAUUUGAUGUAUAACGGGAAUUGAAGUUUUUCUACGAACAAACGUGUAGCAGCUGCAGUAGUUUUCCUACGGCAGCUGAACAUAUUCCACGAAGACACGAAAA
Camponotus floridanus (Florida carpenter ant) is the source of this 3457-nucleotide messenger RNA. It is a transcript of the gene fax, whose product is annotated as failed axon connections. The transcript has 4 exons. Gene Ontology annotation, cellular component: cytoplasm. Lineage: Eukaryota; Metazoa; Arthropoda; Insecta; Hymenoptera; Formicidae. The coding region runs from base 224 to 1426 and encodes 400 amino acids. The record is from RefSeq and is a predicted model, not a curated record.